AAAAAAAAAGAACCAUCAAUAGGGGCGUGAAGCAACUGUGUGAAUGUUGUGAGGAAAAAACUACUGAAGAGUUUUGUGAAAAAGGAGGUAAACCGUGAUUAGAAGCUGAAUUCGACUUGUAUGCGUCGAGUGGGUGUGGAUACGGGUUUUUUCUGUCGGUAAAAUGGGAAACUGCCACACCGUUGGACCAAACGAGGCCCUUGUAGUCUCAGGUGGCUGCUGUGGCUCAGAUCAAAAGACAUAUGUUGUGGGAGGCUGGGCAUGGGCCUGGUGGCUCAUCUCUGACAUCCAGAGGAUAACGCUUGAGAUUAUGACCCUGCAGCCCAAGUGUGAGGAUGUAGAGACAGCGGAGGGUGUAGCUAUUACUGUCACUGGGGUGGCUCAGGUCAAAGUGAUGACAGAGAAUGAAUUGCUGGGUUAUGCCUGUGAGCAGUUCCUGGGGAAGUCAGUCAUGGAGAUCAAAAGUGUCAUCCUGCAGACCCUCGAGGGUCACCUGCGCGCUAUCCUUGGAACCCUUACUGUUGAGCAGAUCUACCAAGACAGAGACAAAUUUGCCUCACUGGUGCGAGAGGUGGCAGCACCUGAUGUUGGUCGCAUGGGCAUCGAGAUCCUCAGCUUCACCAUCAAGGAUGUAUAUGAUAAAGUGGAGUACCUGAGCUCACUGGGCAAAACUCAGACAGCUGCUGUACAGAGAGAUGCAGACAUUGGUGUUGCAGAGGCAGAGAGAGACGCUGGCAUCAGGGAAGCUGAGUGUAAGAAAGAAAUGAUGGAUGUUAAGUUCUUAGCUGACACAAAAAUGGCCGACUCCAAACGAGAGCUGGAAAUGCAGAAAGCGUCCUUCAACCAGGAAGUGAACACAAAGAAAGCAGAGGCUCAGCUGGCGUAUGAGCUGCAGGCAGCCAAAGAGCAGCAGAAGAUCCGUCUGGAGGAGAUAGAAAUUGAGGUGGUGCAAAGGAAGAAGCAGAUCUCUAUUGAGGAGAAGGAGAUCGCUCGAACUGACAAGGAGCUCAUCGCCACUGUGAAGAGACCUGCUGAGGCUGAAGCCUACAAGAUGCAGCAGCUGGCUGAGGGACAGAAGAUAAAGAAGGUGCUGACGGCACAGGCAGAGGCUGAGAAGAUCCGCUGUAUCGGAGAGGCAGAGGCUGCCUCCAUUGAAGCUGUGGGAAAGGCAGAGGCUGAGAAAAUGAGGCUGAAAGCUGAAGCCUACCAACAGUAUGGAGAGGCUGCUAAGACAGCUCUGGUCCUGGAGGCUCUGCCUAAGAUUGCCAGUAAGGUGGCUGCACCCCUGUCUAAGACCGAUGAGAUUGUCAUCCUAAGUGGAGAAGGCAGCCGCGUGACUGGAGAGGUGAACCGUCUAUUAGCUGAGCUCCCCGUCUCUGUCAACGCCCUCACUGGUGUGGAUCUGACUAAGAUCCCUCUGCUCCAGAAAAUGACCACCCCACAGUGCCAAACAGCCAUCUGAUGAAUCAGGCCGGAGACUUGUUACUCUCAAUCCUUUGACGUAUAUCUGCCUCAAGCAUGAAAACAGUUUUUUUCAGCCUCUGACCCCUUAUGCAGCUGCCUUUGACCAGAAGCACUCUACACCAACCAAGAGGGUUUUUUUGUAUUUUUUUAGAGAUUUAUAAUUUUCAAGAGGAGAAAAAAGCUGGAGCCUUACUUCUAAAGGACCAGACUGUAUGUAUCUUUUGUUGUUUUAAAUUCUUGUGUUAGACACAUUGAUUUUUAUCACACUGCACUAGUUAGCCAGGAUUAUAUGCUGGAUGCCUGUCAAAUCCUACAAGUCAUCCAAAGCAGAGCUGGGUAUUUCUGAAAAGUAAAAGUCAGCUUUGGCUCUUUUUGAAUCUGAUUGUGUUAAAUAUCAUUUAUAGAAGGAAAAACACCACAGUUUUUAAUAGUAGGUGACAGAAAGAAUCCAAAAAAUUAAGGACACAUCUGAAUACUGUUCUCCAGAGCUGUCUAAACUCCUGCCUGGAGUUUGGAGUGCUCUACUUCCCUGUCAGCUGUUAUGACAUUUAUUCACCUGUGGGAGCAGAGCAAUGUGUGCCAGCUUCUGCCUCUUCAUUAAAAGGUGAUUCAUCUAAUGCUCAGAGUCCAGUUGUAGCUGGCAGCAGACUGAGCACAGUGUGAUAUGGGUAACUUUUAUUUCCUCUUUACUUUGAAAACUAUGUUUUUUAUAGAUUAUUUAGAUUUAUCUCUAACUCAGAGAGAGGUUGUUGGAUUACCAAACCGUUGUUACACUUAAGGUUCACCAGAUUCUCACCCACUGUGAUUGUAAAAUUUACAUUUAUUACAAUAUCUUUGAAUCGUUUGUAUAACCCUUACCUCGUGGUAUAUUGUCAUGUCGGCUGUCUUCUCGUUUUUGAUGUGCAGUGCCUGUUUCACCACUCAAGUGCCCAAACCUUAGGACAGUGGUUUGGCUUUAGUUGGAUCUGUGAUAGAGUGUAUCACUGUGUUAUAGAUGGAUGAUGUUUAAAUAUUGCUCUCUGCUCUCAUAACAUCUGCUUAUACUAACAAUAGUGUUUACUCUUCACAUUUUUUCACAUUCUGACACAAUGCAGAUAUAAACGCUAAGCAAACGUAUAAUACAAAGCCAUACUUAGAAAAGAUUAGCCUUAAUAGAGACCUUGGACGCGUGCCAGGCUUACUGAACAUUUCCAUAUUACCUCAAGUAGCACAUGGUAGACAUUCAGGUUCUGAGCUUUCAUUCAUUUUGUUACUCUUCUCUCACUUUCCUCCUUUGGAGAUGAAGUGGUAGUCCUCCCUCUACUCAGAUGUGUUUCUCAGAUGUUGUUUGAAAUAUUCAGAUUGUGUACGUAUUUUGUAAUUUUAAAGAGUAACCCCCCAAUCUAAAUUUUUUAUAGCAGAAAAGUGACCUCUGACCUCUAUGGGUUGAAAGUUGCCACUCUGUCACCUCUGACCACAUCCAGCCUUUGACAGGAAUUUUCUAGGAAGUUGGAGAAGGAGCAUGUGAUCAGGUUGUGAACACUGUACAUUGUGCUCAGGUGGUCUUCAGUUUGGUAAAUGUGAUGUGAACAUAAUGUAAGAGUGAAGCAGUUGGAAUAAUGGCUUCAACUACUGUAACAUAUAAUUUAAAGUCAAGACUCUUGCUGAUCAAGUCAGUCUAAUCACAUGAUCAAUGGUUCAGUGAGACAUCAGCACUCAGUGUGGGAUCACAGUGUGCAACAAGUUGUAAGUUUCAGCCUCUGGGUGGCAGAGUCUUGGCAGAUUUUAAUCCAUAUUAAGUUGCUCCUUAAACUGAAUGAGCCUUUUGUUGCAUCCUGUUACAAAUCUAACUUUCAUAUCUUCGUGCCAGCCUCUUGAUUUGCUGCACUAUCCGACCUGCUUACUAUGCACACAAUUAGUUCAAUUCUGUAUUUUGUGUAAAUCACAUUGUGAAUGAUCAUUAACCACUUUUCAGAGUCUGUGACCUGAACUACUAUGUUUUAUUGUGUCAGUGACCAUUAUGAAUCGUAAUCACACCAUUUUUCUUACUUUCUGUGAAAUAAACAUGAGGCUUGUGGCUUGUUUGGUCUGAGCAAAUUUCAUCUUGAUUCUGUUUUUGACAUAAAUGUUACACUUACAGUUUACAUUUACAAAGCAAACACAAUAACAUGAAUAACCAGUUUCCUAGCCAUAACUUGAAAUGGCCAGUAUUUUUUAAUAAGUGAUUAGUAGUAUGUAAUGUCAGUCAUUAGUCAUGCAAACCUGACAAAGAUCACCUGAUCAGGGAUACACUGCCCCAUAAUUCACUGCAGCCUGGCAGAACUCGCCAGUGUUUUACUUCACUGCAGGAGAGAGACUGACACACACAUCACUUUAAGUUGGCUGCACAAUAGAUGAUUGACACGUCUCUUCUUCACUCAGACAUCAACAUGAAACCGUCACACACCUGAGAGAAUGGCUUCACCAGUUUCUAGCAGUCAACUUUUAAACUAUAAAAACAGCAUCUGAUCUGGAAAAAAUAUUAUAUUUUGCUGUGCUCCUUUUAUUGAAAAAAGCAGAUUUUGUUUCUAUACACAGUGCCUUUGUUAAUGUGCAGUUUGUUAACUGUAUCGAUCAUAUGUAUGGAAAUACUAAUAGGAUGUUGUAUCAUGAAUAUACUGUAGGACUAAGACUGACUUGUAGAAUAUGUGAACUUUAUACAUAUAUAGUAUUCAACUGUAAGUUUUGCUCUUUCUGCUUUUUCUCUAUGAUAUUCAGUACUACACAUGUAUAAGGGAACACAGAUAUAUAUCUAGUUAGAUGAUAAGUAGGAAUGUAGCUCUGAGUAGCAUUUAACAGCUUUUCCUGUAGGAUCUGGAGCUCUUGAAUAAUGAAUUUCCAUUCACUAUUUUGGCCAUUAUAUCAUGUGUCAAAAAAAUGCGUGUUCUUGAUUUACAUUGUCUGAUCAGAAUAUUGGCAACUUCCUGUUGUGGAGAGGUGAAUGUACUUAAAGACCAAAACCUUACAGAUCUACGCCAUUACUUUUGUCUGCAUCUGUCGUCUAUCACAGGAAUAAUCUGUAAUCUCCAUUCAAAUUAUACUGUGGAUUUAACUUGUGGCUUCUCAUGUAACACUGGCCUUUGUAAAACUGAUCCAGCAUGGCAUUUGAAGCAUGUGUUCAUGUUAUUCUGUGUUGUGUGCCGCUCUUUAAUAAACGCAGUACCACCUCC
Lates calcarifer (barramundi perch) is the source of this 4652-nucleotide messenger RNA. Its product is annotated as flotillin-2a. The record is from RefSeq and is a predicted model, not a curated record. The transcript has 11 exons. Gene Ontology annotation, cellular component: plasma membrane. Bases 164 to 1462 code for a protein of 432 amino acids. NCBI's taxonomy places the organism in Eukaryota, Metazoa, Chordata, Actinopteri, Centropomidae. Gene Ontology annotation, biological process: regulation of myoblast differentiation; protein localization to plasma membrane.